Molecule: messenger RNA, 1397 nt
Organism: Alnus glutinosa
Lineage: Eukaryota; Viridiplantae; Streptophyta; Magnoliopsida; Fagales; Betulaceae
Product: glycerol-3-phosphate acyltransferase 9
Exons: 12
Coding region: 108-1238 (376 amino acids)
Biological process (GO): triglyceride biosynthetic process
Cellular component (GO): endoplasmic reticulum
Molecular function (GO): glycerol-3-phosphate O-acyltransferase activity
Source: RefSeq, a predicted model, not a curated record
UGCGUGGAAGGAAACUCUUCCUCCAUAGUCCAUACAAAAGCGAAAAGAGCCACGAGUCCACGACUGGGACAAGUAGAGGAAAAGGACCAAAGAACAGAGCGAGCGAGAUGAGUAGUAGCAGCGAGAAGCUAAACUUGUCAAGCUCCGAAUUGGACUUGGAUCAACCCAACAUCGAGGACUACCUCCCUUCGGGAACCUCCAUCCAAGAGCCACUGGGCAAGCUCCGCCUGCGUGAUUUGCUCGACAUUUCUCCUGCCCUAACCGAGGCUGCUGGUGCCAUUGUCGAUGACUCGUUCACACGAUGUUUCAAGUCGAAUCCUCCGGAACCAUGGAACUGGAAUGUGUAUUUGUUUCCGCUAUGGUGUUUUGGGGUCGUAGUUCGAUAUUUCUUUCUAUUCCCCGCGAGGGUUAUAGUGUUGACAAUGGGAUGGAUAAUAUUCCUAUCGGCUUUUAUUCCGGUGCAUUGUCUGUUGAAAGGGCAUGACAAGUUGAGGGAAAAGAUUGAGAGGUCAUUGGUGGAGUUAAUUUGCAGCUUCUUUGUUGCGUCGUGGACUGGGGUUGUAAAAUACCAUGGGCCACGGCCUAGCAUGCGACCUAAGCAGGUUUUUGUGGCCAAUCAUACUUCCAUGAUUGAUUUCAUCAUCUUAGAACAGAUGACUGCAUUUGCUGUUAUUAUGCAGAAGCAUCCUGGAUGGGUUGGACUCUUGCAGAGCACCAUAUUAGAGAGUGUAGGAUGUAUCUGGUUCAAUCGUUCAGAGGCAAAGGAUCGCGAAAUUGUAGCAAGGAAGUUGAGGGAACACAUUCAGGCGCCUGACAAUAAUCCUCUUCUCAUAUUUCCAGAGGGAACUUGUGUGAAUAAUCACUAUACGGUUAUGUUCAAGAAGGGUGCAUUCGAACUCGGCUGCACUGUUUGCCCAAUUGCAAUUAAGUAUAACAAAAUAUUCGUUGAUGCUUUUUGGAACAGCCGGAAGCAAUCCUUCACAACACAUCUGCUGCAGCUCAUGACAUCCUGGGCUGUUGUUUGUGAUGUUUGGUACUUGGAGCCUCAAAGUCUAAAACCUGGAGAGACACCCAUCGAGUUUGCAGAGAGGGUUAGGGACAUAAUAUCUGUUAGAGCAGGUCUCAGAAAGGUACCUUGGGAUGGAUAUCUAAAGUACUCUCGUCCUAGCCCAAAACAUAGAGAACUGAAGCAACAAAGCUUUGCUGAGUCAAUGCUGCGACGUUUGGAGGAGAAGUGAUAUGUACAUAUUAUGUUUAAUUCUUUACUUGUACCGCUUUUGAGAUCCAGAGUGGCUGAUCUAUAGUUGAUUUCCCAUAAGCUAGUCGUCCCCCAACAUGUAAGGGCCUUUAGGGUUUAGACUGAUGAUUAAGCAAAAUAAUAUGUAGUUUCUCAACUU